Molecule: messenger RNA, 2849 nt
Organism: Musa acuminata AAA Group (dessert banana)
Lineage: Eukaryota; Viridiplantae; Streptophyta; Magnoliopsida; Zingiberales; Musaceae
Product: probable inactive receptor kinase At4g23740
Exons: 2
Coding region: 594-2549 (651 amino acids)
Biological process (GO): protein phosphorylation
Molecular function (GO): ATP binding; protein kinase activity; protein binding
Source: RefSeq, a predicted model, not a curated record
CCCGUCGCUGCUCCCCACUUGCUUCUCGAGCUCGGCAACUGCCGAUCUCUAAGGAACUCUCCCAAGGCUUCCUUCUCCCUUCUCUCUCUCUCUCUCUCUCUCUCUUCCGCGUUUUGCUCUGCUCUCACAUGGCGACUAACUUGCUUGUCUCUCUUACCUCAUUUUUUUAUGCAUGAUAAUGCUCGACAUUAGCGCUUCCUUUUCUCUCUCUCUCUCUCUGCCCUUCAUUGGUGAUUGCAGUUGGAUGAGUGAAUGAUUGCAUUUGAUGCUUCUCAUCGUGAGCUAGCUCUUCCGGCGCGCCCUUCUUUCACGCAAAGUCCUGCUUCCGUCUCUGCUACGUUCGCGCUUCUUUCACGGCUAGAUCUCCACACGAAUAUCUAGCUUGGUUGGGUUUCUUGCUGAGAUCGAGGACAAAAUCUUUAGGUUCUUUGUACCUUGUUUAACUGGCACACUGGUGAUGACAGAUGAACCUUGAUUAUUCUUUGUAUAUUUUCGUGGUUUUGGUGGAAGAUUUGGGGUUCUGAAGAGAAGAAUGCAAAGAAGUUGAGAUUUUUAUCGUACUGUGUAGGGGAUUUCUGAAUCUAGGGCAAGAAAUGAGUUCGAAUCGAGUGUUGUUGUCUGUUUUGGCCCUCUGGUCGGCGAUUUGCUACGUCGGAGGCGGCGCCGGCAGCCUGGUGGAGGACAAGCAAGCGUUGCUUGAUUUCCUCGCCUCCACCGUGCACACCCGCAGCCUCGAUUGGAGCCCGAUCACCGACGUCUGCAGCCGCUGGUACGGCGUUACCUGCAGCGCCGACGGUUCCCGCGUCAUCACCGUCCGCCUCCCCGGGAUCGGAUUCAGCGGCCCGAUCCCGCCCAACACCCUCAGCCGCCUCUCUGCCCUCCAGAUCCUGAGCAUCCGGUCCAACAGCCUCACCGGCCCAUUCCCGGCUGACUUCGCCAACCUUACCGCACUCACCGGCCUCCACCUCCAGCUCAACAGCUUCUCCGGCCCUCUGCCGUCGGAUUUCUCGCCUUGGAAGAAUCUCACCGCCCUCGAUGUCUCCUUCAACGACUUCAACGGGAGCAUCCCAACUACCAUCUCCAAUUUGACUCAGCUCACCGCUCUGAACCUCUCUAACAACUCGUUCUCGGGGCAAAUUCCAGAUCUCGAGCUCCCAAACCUCCUAUUCCUCAACCUCUCCAAUAACCAUCUUGAGGGCACAAUUCCCAAAUCCCUCCAAAGGUUUCCAAAUUCAUCAUUUUCCGGCAACGAUUUGUCACCCAUAUACCCCUUAACUCCAUCAUCACUGCCAUCCCCACUGCCGCCUUCUCCUCCCCAAGUUCCCAGCUCAAUGACUGCGAGGAAGCUGAGCGAAUCAGCAAUUCUUGGAAUUAUAGUCGGUGGAUGUGCUUUGCUGUUCGCGAUGCUUGCGCUGUUCCUCUAUCAUUGCUACUCAAAGAGGAAAGAUGAGAGUUUAAUAUCCGGGAAGGGGUCAAAGGGGGACCGGUCACCGGAGAAGGCUGUCACCAGGAAUCAGGACGCAAACAACCGACUUAUGUUCUUCGAGGGCUGCACAUUUGCGUUCGAUUUAGAGGAUCUGCUGAGGGCUUCUGCUGAGGUUCUGGGGAAAGGUACAUUUGGGACAACGUACAAAGCAGUGCUGGAGGAUGCGACUACGGUGGCGGUGAAGCGGCUGAAGGAAGCUAGUGUUGUGAAGAAAGAGUUUGAGCAGCAGAUGGAGGUGGCAGGGAGGAUAAAGCAUGAGAAUGUAGCGGAGCUGAGGGCGUAUUACUACUCCAAAGAUGAGAAGCUGAUGGUGUAUGACUAUUUCAACCAGGGCAGUGUUUCUUCCUUGUUACAUGCAAAGAGAGGGCAGGACAGGACCCCUCUGGACUGGGAAGCCAGGCUUAAGAUUGCACUCGGAGCUGCAAGAGGAAUUGCACACAUUCACAUGGAAAACAAUGGGAAGCUUGUCCAUGGCAACAUCAAAUCCUCCAACGUUUUCCUCAACAACCAGCAAUAUGGUUGUGUCUCCGACCUUGGCUUGCCAUCCAUCAUCAAUCCAAUGGCUCCGCUUGUGCCGCGCACUGUGGGUUACCGUGCACCGGAGGUGACUGAUACAAAGAAAGCAUCACAAGCCUCUGAUGUCUACAGCUUUGGAGUUGUUAUGCUCGAAUUGCUCACAGGGAAAUCCCCCGUUCCGAUAGUGGGUAGUGGUGAUGAGGUAAUUCACUUGGUUCGAUGGGUUCAGUCUGUCGUCCGCGAAGAGUGGACUGCAGAGGUGUUUGAUGUUGAGCUGAUGAGGUAUCCUAAUAUCGAGGAGGAGAUGGUGGAGAUGCUUCAGAUCGCCAUGAACUGCGUGGCAAGGGUGCCCGAACGGAGGCCUAAGAUGGCACAAGUGGUGAGAAUGAUCGAGGGAGUGAGAAGGUUCGAUAGCGGGAAUCGGCCAUCAACAGAAGCCAGAUCAGAGGGAUCAACACCGACACCAGUUCAGGGUACAGAAGCCAGAUCAGAGGGAUCAACACCAACACCAGUUCAGGGUACAGAAGCCCCAUCAACUCCCCAAUGAGACAUUGGUUUCUCUAUGCGGAGCUUAUUGUGACACUGCUUCGUAGUGUGAUUCAUUAUUGUAUCACCAUUCUCUUCAGAGUCUUCAGCUCUGUCGGCAAUGUUUCACCUUUUCUAGGAUAAAGGAUGUUUCACCUUUUCUAGGAUCAAACCCAGUGCAGAAAAUGUAUUCUGUAGGUCAGGAUUCCCUGUGACCUGAGUAAGGCAAUUGAGUAGCUUGAUAUGUACUGUUUCUUUAGCUAUUCACUUGAGCAGCUGCUGCUUCUGAACUGCUGAGAAAUCUGAAGUAUUAUUGAUGUUA